Striga hermonthica is the source of this 1635-nucleotide messenger RNA. NCBI's taxonomy places the organism in Eukaryota, Viridiplantae, Streptophyta, Magnoliopsida, Lamiales, Orobanchaceae. The record is from the annotation of a GenBank genome assembly.
AUGUUGCCCCGUAUUUUCCGAACACCCGUCGCCGCCGCGCGCCGUCUCUCGACACAGGCGGCGGCAGUCGCGGUGUCUCCGUCCAACGAUGCUCAGUCGAGAUAUAAGAAAAGGGACUCCAAGGACAAGGGGCUCGCGGCGGCUCAGACCGAGGUGGCCGGACCAGGAGACCUAACUACCGCCGCGAAGGAUGAUGAGAUCGCUAAAUCCGGCGGCGGCGGCGGAAGGGACGCGCUGGCGCGGCGGCUCUUCUCUCUUGUGUACUCGAAGCGUAGCGCCGCCGUGGCUAUACGGAAGUGGAAGGAGGAAGGCCAAGUAGUCCAAAAGUACGAGCAGAAGUACGAGGUGGCGGACGUCGCGAUCAGGCUGGAUUUUCCGGUCUGUGAAUGGAUGAGAACACAGGACGACAUGAAACUCGUCUCGGGGGAUUACGCUGUCCACCUAGACCUAAUUGCAAAAAUGCGGGGCCUAAACAGCGCCGAGAAAUUCUUCGAGGACCUCCCUGAAAAUAUGAGAGACCACGCCACGUGCUCCUCCCUCCUCCACACCUAUGUCCAGCACAAAGAGCCCGAAAAAGCAGAGGCCCUAAUGGCAAAAAUGUCCGAAUGCGGCUUCUUGAAGAGCCCCUUACCAUACAAUCACAUGUUGGCUCUAUAUCUCUCGACUGGCCAGCUCGAAAAAAUUCCCGUACUCAUCAAGGACCUCAAAAAAAAUAUCACUUCCCCCGACACAGUGACUUACAAUCUCUGGCUGGCUGCGUGCGGGUCCCAGAACUGUGUCGAGACUGCUGAAAAAGUUUUUCGAGAACAAAUUAACGCGAAAAUCAAUCCCGAUUGGGUAACCUACAGCACUUUGGCCAGCAUUUAUAUAAAAAAUUCGAUGCGUGAUAAGGCCGAAUCCUCUCUGAAGGACAUGGAGAGAAAGAUAACUAAAAAAGACCGAGCGGGAUUCUCUUCCUUGAUCAGCCUGCACGCAAGCCUCGAAAAUACGAGCGAGAUUCUUCGUUUGUGGAAGUUAAUGAAAUCGACUUACCGAAAAUUGAACGAUGCUGAGUAUACUUGCGUGAUAUCAUCCUUGCUGAAAGUCAAAGACUUUAAAGAGGCGAAUAAAUUUUACGAUGAGUGGGAGUCUAUUUCACCCACUUCCGAUUCAAGAAUACCUAAUUUGCUAAUUGCCGCUUAUAUCAACAGUGAUCAAAUGGAGAAAGCGAAGGACUUUUUCGAACGGAUGGUGAAGAGAGAAACAGUUCCCGGUUAUACCACUUGGGAGCUUCUCACGUGGGGUUACUUGAAAGAGAGGAAUCUUGAAAAAGUUCUUGAUUCGUUCAAGAAAGCCGUUAAGAGCGUGAGAAAGUGGGACCCGGACGAGAAAUUGGUGCACGAGGUGUUCAAAAUUGUCGAGGAUUUUGGGAAUGUGGAUUGUGCAGAAGAGCUGAUCAGGAUUCUCAGGCGAGCGGGUUAUGUGAAUGCGGAGAUUUACAAGUGCUUGCUUAGAACAUACGCGAAAGCUGGUAAAAUGGCGCUCGUUAUGGAGGAGAGGCUGAAGAAAGAUGGCGUGGAGGUGGAUGAGGAGAUUAAGAGGCUGGUGCAGUUGACGAGCAAAAUGUGCGUAGGCGAAAUUCCGAGUGAGGUUUGA